This is a messenger RNA of Eremothecium gossypii ATCC 10895, 3036 nucleotides long. It is a transcript of the gene TAF1, whose product is annotated as histone acetyltransferase. Bases 1 to 3036 code for a protein of 1011 amino acids. Gene Ontology annotation, cellular component: transcription factor TFIID complex. The transcript has a single exon. NCBI's taxonomy places the organism in Eukaryota, Fungi, Ascomycota, Saccharomycetes, Saccharomycetales, Saccharomycetaceae. The record is from RefSeq and is marked provisional. Gene Ontology annotation, molecular function: histone acetyltransferase activity; TBP-class protein binding; RNA polymerase II general transcription initiation factor activity. Gene Ontology annotation, biological process: transcription by RNA polymerase II; RNA polymerase II preinitiation complex assembly.
AUGGGAAGUGGCAGUAAUAAAACCAAGUCUGGGGGGGCCAAUCAGAAGGAUUUGUCCAACGAAGACGAGGCAUACAGCGCCAUAUUCAGUGGAGAAUUUGGGGCGCUUGACAUUAGUAACUACAUUGGGUCGCAGGGCCAUGAUAGCGUCACAGAACAUCUGCCAGAUGCGAUAGACUUCGAGGAUGAGGACGAGUUGGCGGAAGAGGAGCUGCCAGACGAUUACAAGGCGGGGACACGGCAGCACUCGCCCGCACACGGGGAAGACGACUAUCUAACGAUGAUGGAAGACCCGACGGCCGAGUAUCAGGGCAACAACGCGUUAUUCAUGGGGGUACACGACGACAGCAGCAAUGGCUAUGUAAACGAGCACGGGGAAUUCAACGAGUAUACGGAUGAGCAGCAGCGGGAGCUGGAGCAGCGGAAGCGGCUGGACCAAGAGCGGCUGGCGCAGGAGGAGCAAAUGCUGGUGAAGUCGUACUUUCCACAACUACAGAAAGGCAAGAUUCUGCAGAUGACGAAGACCGCACCAAAGCCCUUGGCGGAGUACCAGUGGCAGCGCAACCUAUACUUGGUUAAUCGUGUGGUGAAGCCGCUACUCCCAUUGAAGGUUCGUUUCGAAGUGCAACCCGACAGCCGCAAGGUCUUCAAGGCCAAAGGCAAGGGCUGGCAUACAUCUGCCACUCUGCUGCGCAGUAAGAAGAAGCGUGGCAUUGUGUACACUACGCCAGAUGAGGUAUAUCCGGAACAUGAAAGGGAGGUGAACAAGGUAAGUUCAGACGAGGUGAUCCCAGAAGACCUGUUAAUGGUUGCUGAUGAGUGGGACUAUAAUAAAAUAGUAGGAGAGGUUGAAUCUGAUGCCGACAAGCAAUCUAGUGUUGGAUCGAAUAUUUUUGAUAGUAAGCUACAGGAAGAUCCACGGGAUUGGGAGUGGGAUGAGGCGGAUCUGGUAGAAGGGAAGCUAACCAGUUUGCAUUUCCCGUUGGAUAUGAACGACGAAAGACUCCUUUUUGCGAAGCAGCCCGAUACAGGUGCAAUCGGGAGAUCUUCUACGGUUCUCUAUAACGACAAGCACCUCUUUUCGAAGUUCAACAUUUCCAACGAUGACAAGUAUAGAAUUCUGAAAGAGAACUAUCAAACCAAGAUUCGUUCCACGAUUUCAAACCUCAGCAUAGAACACUCUCAACCCGCGGCUCGCCUCCAAUCUCCAUUUUACAAAGUCCUCCUGCCCAAGGAACAGCUCAGGCACUUCCAUCGGUGCCACUUUGGCAAGGGUAUCCGCCCCGGUACCAACAUAGUAUUUAGUAAAAUCAAGGUGAGGAGACGGAAGCGCGAUAAGGGUAAAGACGUCAGGGAAAUAUUUUCAAACAGUUCAGACUUGACCAUUGGUGAUAGUGUACCCGUGUUUUUGAUGGAGUACUGUGAACAGCAGCCUAUCGCACUGUCGAAGUUUGGUAUGGCCAGUAAAUUAAUCAAUUACUACCGGAAAAGGAGUGAGACCGAUACAUCACGCCCAAAGCUUCCUGUCGGCGAAACACACGUUUUGGGUGUCCAAGACAAGUCACCAUUCUGGAAUUUUGGUUUUGUUGAACCGGGUGCAAUUGUGCCCACGCUGUACAACAACAUGAUUAGAGCUCCUGUGUUCAAGCACGAGGUUUCUCGGACUGACUUUUUACUGAUUAAGAGUGCAGGUAACGGUACCGGUACUAGGUUCUACCUACGGCAAAUAAACCAUUUAUUCACAGUGGGUCAGACAUUCCCGGUCGUGGAAAUUCCGGGGCCAAAUUCCAGGAAAGUCACAUCGAUGGGUAAGAAUAGGCUACGCAUGGUGGUAUAUAGGAUAUUAAACAAAUCGCCAGAACACAGGUUGCUUGUAAAGCAAGUUGCAAGACACUUCCCAGAUCAAAAUGACAUGCAGAAUCGGCAAAGGCUCAAAGAAUUCAUGAAGUAUCAACGUGAUGGCGAUGACCAAGGAUUUUGGAAAUUAAAGGAAGGGGAGGUUCUACUUGACAAUGAAAAUGUGAAGAAAAUGAUAUCUCCUGAAGAUGUAUCAAUGCUGGAGUCCAUGUACGCGGGUCAGCAGUUCCAGGAAGAUACUGAUAUGUUCAAUUUUAAUUCAAAGUUGCGCACCUUGGAGGAAAACUUGAUUCCAUGGAAUGCGACAAAGAACUUUUUAAACGCUACACAGAUGCGAGCCAUGAUCCAGAUACAUGGCGCGGGUGAUCCUACAGGCUGCGGUGAAGGUUUUUCUUUUCUAAAAACUUCCAUGAAGGGCGGCUUCACCAAGUCAGGUGAAAGUGAGCAGCCCCAGGCCACUGGUGGGCAUAGUUACAAUGUUGCCCAGCAACAAAAAGCUUAUGAUGAGGAGAUCAGUAAAACUUGGUAUAAGCAGGCAAAAUCUCUAAGCAUACAAAAUCCGUUUGAGGAAAUAGAUGACCCAGAUGUGGUCAACAAGACUAACAAACGUGUGAAGACUCACAGGGACGAUGAAAAAGUGCUGCGCAUCAUACGGAAAACUAGGGAUGAAAACGGCAUAAUCCAACGUCAGACCGUCAUCGUGCGUGACCCUCGUGUGAUCCAUGCAUAUUUGCGAACUUACGAAAAAAGGCGUGAAGAGGCGGAACGUAAUCUAGGUUUGGAAGAAUUAAUGAAUGACAACAUAGACCUUGUUACAGGAGAAAAUAAUGAAGAACGCCAGCUGAAACAAAAGAAGUUGUUAGAGGAGCAGUUGGCAAAGUUGGAGAAAUCAAAGGAAAGACGACAAGCACGCAAGGCCGCGAAGGAGAAGAGCAAAGAUGGCAAAGUCGUGAAAGUAAAAAACACCACGCGACGCUGCGCAACAUGCGGUGCGAUCGGGCAUAUCAGAACUAAUAAAUCCUGCCCCAUGUACAAUGGUGGCGUUGCAGCAAACGCAAACGCAAACGCGAAUGCGUCGAGUGCAGCAGCUGCAGGUUCUUCAGGGAUGGCCUCAAAUAAUAGCGCUACCAGCAAGUCUAUAACUCCUAAUGCCAGUAUUCCGCCGACUUCAUUCGACUAG